CCCUGCAGGAUAUUUAGCGGCGUGGAGGAAGACGCCGUCCCUACGGCCCCGAAGCACACCAUUAGACUUCCACUCCAGCAUCUACGACGCAAUGCCUCGCCUCGUCGCCCUCGUUUCCGUCGUGUCGGCCCUCGUCGGCCUGGCAAAUGCUCACAUGCGGGUGGGCGGUCCAUACCCAUGGGGCGGAGCUAAUAUGGCCGCCCUCGAAAACCCGCUGAAUUCUGGAACCCCGAACUGGUUCUGCCACGGACAGAAGCAGCCAGCAAAACCACUGGUGCUCAACAUCACGGCUGGCGGAACAACGACAUUGCCGGUUACCUGCGGAGAGGCGGCCGCGAACCCGGCCAUGGCACCACAAAUUUGUGCCAACGACCCUGUCGCGGCUCACGGUGGAGGUGGCUGCGCCCUCUCUAUCGCAAGGCCCGGCCCCGGAGGAGUAACGAUAAACGACUUCGUUAUGUUCAGCAGCAGUGCAGAUUGCCCUCAUACCAACUUUGCUCCCAACAUCAACUUCCCUAUCCCAGCCAACCUCCCGGCGUGCGACGACUGUGUGUGCAGUUGGACAUGGAUUCCUACACCAGGCGCGAGCGGAGAUGAGAUGUACAUGAACUGCUUCAACUGCCGCAUUAUCUCCCAAGUUCAAGGCUUGAUCACCAAUGGAACGAUGCUGAAGGAUCACCUGUUCGCCGUCCCCGGCGUCCAAACGAAGGGCCCCCGUCCUAUCUACCGGAAUGUCCUCCCCAAAGGCGUCAUUCCCUUUGCCGUCACUGGUUCGGCUCUUGCGGCUGUUAACGGCACCAACGCUACUACAGUAGCCUCGGUAUCUUCCGUCCGUGUGAUCCCAACGGCUUCCGCAAAGGUCGCUGCUCCCACUGUCGUCCCUGUUGACGCCCCCAUGCCUACCAUCGCAGGAACCCCAGCCACUUCCAACUCCAACACUGGCGCGCAGGUCGUUGCCGGUGCUGGCGCCGCUGUCCUCGCUGCCCUUUCCGCCCUCGUCGCUUAUUAGACAAUCAGCACGUUUGCCGGACGCCCCUCACUCGUCAUGGGAUGCCAUCGGAAGGAGGCCUGUCGGGCUGCGCCCGCUCAGAUCGACUUUGCAAGACAAUUCUCUAAUUUCCCGUUGUGUAGAUACACACAUAGACAUUUGUAUACUAGUAGCCGUUACGUAGACGGAGUAUAUACAUAGAAAAUACCUGCUGCUUCUCAAUGGUAAUACAUCGUGCCUCAGAUGUUUCUGACGAAAA
Molecule: messenger RNA, 1247 nt
Organism: Fimicolochytrium jonesii
Lineage: Eukaryota; Fungi; Chytridiomycota; Chytridiomycetes; Spizellomycetales; Powellomycetaceae
Exons: 2
Coding region: 92-1009 (305 amino acids)
Source: RefSeq, a predicted model, not a curated record